GAGAGAGAGAGAGAGACAGAGAGAGAGAGAGAGAGAGCACGUAGUUUGCUUUCCGUCGGCAGGAGGGAACAGAGUUGAAUCGAGAAGCAGUUCCUACAGGCAAAAUCGCGGCCGGCCGAGCGAGGGAAGGCGAGGGAGCACGUCGUGAAAAUUAGCCGCGUACCGCAGCAACGAGACCGCGAGAUCGUUCUCGCAGGGGUCCGUCGCAGGGCGCUCUCCUUGAUCCUUGAUCGAGGGAUCGUCCUCCCACUCUCGCAGUUCGGAGUUGCCGGGUAGCGGCGCGACGCGCGCUGCGCUCCACGACAGUGCGCUAAGCGAGUUCCGACGACGCGAGCGCGCCAGUGCGGUGGUCGAGCGUGCAGCGGGUCGACAUGGCAGCGGACUACGACGAGAGUGAUCGUCGUCGUGCGGUGUGAUCGCGGCGGCCCGGAAGAGAGGAGAGACUGCACAGGGACAGAGAGUGACAGGCAGUGAGCAAGGGCGCGGGGCCGCGCGCGCUCGGAAGGACAGAACACCGUGGUCCGCGCGAGAGCGGGAUCAAGGCGUCGCUCUCUCGUGCGAGAGGCGAGCACGCCGAAGUCGCUCGCGUCGCGUCGCGUCGCGUCGAGCGCGCCGCGUCGCGCUCGAAAAUAGAACGUGGUUGCGAUUACGAACGAAGGAUCGAGCGAGCGGGCGGGCGACGCGCGAACGAGCGAGCGAGCGAGCGAGCGAGCGAACGACGCAUGCACGCACGCACGCAGGCACGCACAUACGUACGCACAUACAACGAGUGCAAAGAGAGGAGGAGGAGGAGAAGAAGAGGAGAAGGAGGUGGCGGAUAAGAGACCUCGGCAGGGAGAAGAGCGCCGUAGAGAGAAAGAGAGAGAAAGAGAAAAAGAGAGAAGAGUGUCCGACGGUUGAAGGCGGUCGUAGAAUGUCGCGCGUGUCGCUCAACAAGUCGCAGUACAGCCAGUACGGCUCGCGUCGCGUCCGCAAGAUCAGCUCGGUACGGACGGAGAGCGAAUACUCUGUGGAGGAACAAACGAGAUUAACUGAUGGACCAGGCGCUGAUGAAGCCUCGCCGGAGGACGAGGGCGGUUCGUUAUGCGAAUAUCACGACAUACCGCCCCCGCCGGACGGCGGCUACGGCUGGGUGGUUGUAUUCGCAUCGUUUAUGUGCAACAUGAUAGUGGAUGGUAUCGCCUAUACCUUCGGUGUCUUUCUGGGGGAAUUCGUGAAAUACUUCGGCGAAGGAAAGGGCAAGACCGCCUGGGUUGGCUCUUUACUUUCUGGAAUGUACCUUAGUGCUGGUCCAGUCGUCAGUGCUUUAACGAAUAAAUAUGGCUGUAGAGCAGUGUGUAUGGCGGGAAGUUUCCUAGGCGCUGCCGCAUUUGUACUUUCGACGUUUUCGAGCAGUGUAAAUAUACUUAUGAUGACUUACGGCAUCAUGGGAGGUAUCGGAUUCGGUUUAAUAUAUCUACCCGCGGUAGUUUGUGUGGGCUAUUAUUUUGAAACUAAGAGAUCUUUAGCUACGGGUAUUGCCGUAUGUGGAUCCGGAUUUGGAACGUUUGCGUUCGCUCCACUCGCCACCAUGUUGUUAGAAGCGUACAGCUGGAAGGGAGCAAAUCUAAUCCUGGCUGGCCUUAUACUGAAUUGUGCAGUAUUCGGUGCGAUGAUGAGGCCGUUGGAAUAUCCAAAAGCUUCUUCCGUUAAGCCGUUAUUGCAACGAAUGGCUGAGGAGAAGAGAUUCCAGAUGGAACGGGGUAGUAUUGGUGGUUCAUAUUUUAUGGUACAAUUGCCUGACGGUUCUAUGGAGAAGAGGAUGAAAAUGCCCAUAAAUAUAGAUCCUGGUGUUCACUCCAGUUUCAACCUAGACCAAUUAGUGCCUGGAACUCCUUUAACACCAGUUCCAACGGUGCCAACCCUCCCCACUAUAUCUGAAGUGAAGGUACAAGAGCAUUCCUCCAGCGGAGCGACUAGCAAUAGCGGCAGUAUGGAUUUGAAAAACAUCUCCAAUAAAUCUAAAAGCAAGAAGAAUAUCGACGAAACCAAAGACACGAAGGAUGCGGAGAAGCCCGAGAAUGAGUUCAAUAAGCCUGUUAUCCCCAGGAACGCGUCGCAGCCUGCUUUUACGACUCACGUGCAAGGUUUGCCUAAAAACGGCUCCGUACCAUUCUUCGAUAGGAUCCGUAAGACGAGUACUGGCGAACGUUACAAGCCUAGCCUUAGUGCAAUAAAGAACUCCAGAACGACACUCAAUUCCAACGGAGACAUCCGCAAAAGUCUGCACCUGAGACUCUCCACGAGCAGUGUGUUAGGGUCACGAAACAAUAAUGCUGAGGUUGAUGAUGGUGAGAGUAUUACCUUUACUACCAGUAAAACUAGUAUCCCAAAGGAAAAACCAAUGAUGGUCCGUCCCUUGUCGAGAAAGGAUAUUUUCUACAGCGGUAGCGUAGUGAAUUUACCAGAAUACCAAAGCCAGAAAUCUCUCGCCAAUUAUCGUCAGAGUGUUAUUUCCCUCCCCAAGUCGGUGCGCGGAGAUAUGAAGGAUGUCGAUGUUGAGAAAGCGCCGCAACAACCUCUGUGUCCUUGCUUGGUAUUGCCAGACUCGUUCAAGGAAGCUCUGGCGACGAUGAUGGAUAUGUCCUUGCUGAAAGAUCCAGUUUUCCUUCUAAUCGGUAUCAGCAACGUGUUCGGAAUGGCUGGGUUGUAUGUUCCUUUUGUAUAUCUGGUGGAUGCUGCGAAAUUAGAUGGGAUCGAAAGCAAUUCCGCGUCAUUCUUGCUAUCCAUCAUCGGAAUAACAAACACGAUAGGUCGUGUGGCCUGUGGAUACGUCGCGGACUUUCCGCAAGUCGAUUCCUUGCUGUUAAAUAAUAUCUGCUUGAUUAUAUCCACGAUCGCAGUAGCUGCUACGCCAUUUUGCCAUAGUUACGCCGCUUACAUCAUCAUGAGCAUAUUUUUUGGAAUAGCAAUAUCUGGGUACAUCUCGUUGACAUCGAUUAUCCUGGUGGACCUCUUGGGACUCGACAAAUUGACGAAUGCUUUCGGCCUGUUAAUUUUAUUCAGAGGGGCUGCCGCAAUAGUCGGUUCACCGUUAGCGGGUGCUGUUUACGACGCGACGCAAAGUUACAGUAUCCCGUUCUUCAUGGCAGGGUUCUUCUUCUUUGUGAGCACUGUUACCAGCUUCAUGGCCCCUUUUAUGAAACGGUGCACUACACCGGAGACUCAACCUGUGAUAUUAGAUACAUUGACUCCGAUUGACGAAGAUAUUGAGGAGGAGAACGAGGAAGAUAUACCGGAGAUAGUAGAAACCGCGCCGUCACCCUUAGAGCCACCCGAGAAGGAGAUCAAGCAAAUAGAGUCUGUUUUAUAAGUACUUCUGAUCUUUUUUAAACGGACAAACAAAAUCGCCUUCACUCCGAGCCACACUGUGAUAGGGCUGCUACUUUUUUGAGAUGUCUCAAAGGAAAAGGUACUUCUUUGUAACACACUUAAACGACGAAGCACAAAUUAGCGACAUACCUGAUGGGAUUUUCACAAUUCGUACUUACGGUUUAAGUCGUGUACGUGAAACUGCGCGCAUAUACGACAUCUUCAUUUCUUUUUUAUCGGACUGUCAAACGACACACACAUGUAGACACAGGAAAAUGCCAUCAGGUAUAAAUACUUAGUUGCCUACGUGUAAUAGCGAGUGAUAGAUAGAGCGUUCUAAUUAACCUAAUCAGUAUCGAUCGAACAGUAUAGAGAGAGAAAGGAAAAAAAUAUUAAAAAAAAUUUGCUCUUGCACGUGCAUAUCGAGUAAUCUUGGAUAAAUUAUUAAUCUGCAUCAUAUAGAAAUAUAAUAUCAAUUUGGAACAAGGAUUGGUCAAUAUAUGAUUGGACGCUCGUCCUUAAUCGCCGCG
Molecule: messenger RNA, 3881 nt
Organism: Harpegnathos saltator (Jerdon's jumping ant)
Lineage: Eukaryota; Metazoa; Arthropoda; Insecta; Hymenoptera; Formicidae
Product: monocarboxylate transporter 3
Exons: 11
Coding region: 914-3352 (812 amino acids)
Biological process (GO): transmembrane transport; monocarboxylic acid transport
Molecular function (GO): monocarboxylic acid transmembrane transporter activity
Source: RefSeq, a predicted model, not a curated record